GUCACGAUUUGCCUUUGCACAAUUCAUGGCAUUGGAAGAUGGCGUGAAAUAACUGACCACUGAGCUUGAGAUGUGCCACUCAGAUAGGAGGAGCAUUAAUGUUGUGUGGGUGUAUGCUGGGGGUGGUUGUCUUAACAAGCACAUUCUGUGGAAAUACAGACAUGAGGCAUGUUUUCAUCAGUUGGGGGUGGAUUGUGUUUGUACAUGCUGAUGCGUGUGUAAGUGUCAGGCGCUUUGACUAGUCUUGUUUGUGUAGUUUAGUAAUAGGGCACUCGUCUGCAGUUCACACAGUUUGGCUCACACUCUGAAACUGAGAUUUCUUAUCUACUGCAUCAGGUGUCAGUGAGGCCUUUACCCCAAAGCUAGUGUUGGCUACUCAAGACAUACCCGGGUGGUAGCAGAACGCAUUUGUUGUCACAUAAGCAACAAUUGUGGACUAAAAAUGGAAAACAAAACCUCAGGAAUGAGUGAGAGCCUCCACGUGAACUGCAACAUGUCUGGAAGACACGGCUUCAUCUUCACCUUCAUUCCCGUUGUCUACGGAUGCAAUUUUGUCAUUGGGAUCAUUGGUAACAGCAUGGUAGUGGCUGUCAUCUACCGCUACAUGAAGCUAAAAACAGUAGCAAAUGUGUUUGUGCUCAAUCUAGCUAUAUCAGACCUUACCUUCCUUAUUACGCUGCCAUUGUGGGCCGCUUUCACAGCCACGGGUUACCACUGGCCAUUCGGCACCUUUCUGUGCAAGGCAAGUGCCGGAAUGGUCAUCUUCAACCUCUACACUAGUAUAUUCUUCCUCACCGCUCUUAGCAUUGACCGAUAUCUUGCUAUUGUACAUCCGGUGCGCUCCAGACGCCAGCGCACACUUCUCUACGCUAACCUCACGUGUGUACUCAUAUGGGUGUUUGCCUUGCUCCUCAGUGCACCUACAGCACUAAGCAGGGAUGUGUACGACAUUGGGAACUCAACAUUGUGCGCAGUGUUGCACCACAGUGAGCAGAUACACUUCCUAGUUACCCUUAGCGUGCUAAAAAGUGUUCUAGGCUUUCUUGUGCCUUUCCUUGUCAUCAUCACCUGCUAUUGCCUUAUUGGUCAGGCACUUCUGGGUUCCAGGGGUCUGUUGAGGAAAAGCGUUCGCUCUCGGGAGGAUGAAACACUCCGGAUGAUAGCCGCUACUGUGUUAGCUUUCUUUGUUUGCUGGGCUCCUCACCAAGCUUUCCACUUCAUGGAGCUGCUGGCCAUGCUUGGCGUGGUGGAAAACUGCCAAACACUGGAUGUUAUUGACACAGCCAUGCCAUUUACCAUCUGCAUCUCCUAUUUAAACAGUUGUGUAAACCCCAUUCUCUAUGGAUUUGUUGGACAAAAUUUUCGCAAGAAUCUACUGAGGUUGCUAGGCUGUGAGUCUGGACAAACUCGCAGUCACUUUAGCAUUAGCGCAAAGAUGAAUGUCCAUUCCCAUUGCACCUCUGGACUGCUCAACCCAACAAGGUCCAAGAUCGAUUCAACAUCCUCUGUUAAGACAUCUUAGGUGGAAAAGGCAUAGCUGAAAUUCUGUAUUUAUCUGUGUUUUGGGAUUUUAAGGUACUACAAGAUACAGCAUACUUGGCCAAAGCAUUACCAAAGCACAAUACUAGUUAGUUACGUUACUGUAUCAGUAACACAUUACACAGUACACAUUAGCAUACUUUUAAAAAGAAUACUUAAUACGGAAAUAGUAUAUUUUAGAAGAAUAUACUUAAAGGGAUAGUUCACCCAAACAUGAAAAUUCUGUCAUCAAUGCAAAAAAAAAAAAAAAAGAAAAAAAAAAAAGAAAAAGCAUUUUGAUAUGCUUGUUGUGUUGAUGCAACAGCAGACGUUGUUGCAUGAACGCGCGUUGGCGAUUCAUAUUUUGUUAAUAAAGUGGUAAAUUAUGUUUUUUGUUUUUUGUUUUUUUUGUGUAAACAAAGCACUUGAGUCAUUUCAUAAAAUUGAGGUUAAACCACUGGAGUCACAUGGGUUACUUUAAUGAUGUCUUUACUACCUUUCUGGGGCUAGAAAGUGGUAGUUGCGUAGACUGUCAAUGGAGGAACAGAAAGCUCUCAGAUUUCAUAAAAAAUAUCUUCAUUUGUGUUCUGAAGGUGACAUGAGGGUGAGUAAUUAAUGACAGAAUUUUAAUUUCUGGGUGAACUAACCCUUUAUGGAACAGUGUACUCUCUUUAAGUACACUUAAGUGGCCUUUUUAUUUCAUUAAUAUCUGCAGUUUAAAAACUGUACAGUUUAAAAAAAGAAAAAAAAAAAAAAGAAAGAAAUAUACUUAGGAUUUGAAGUACACCUCAAGUGCACAUUUAAUACAAUUAAGCAAACCUUUUCACAAGGGGCUAGUUAUAAACAGAGCCUAAAAUUAACACAAAUUAAAAUUAACACAAGUGCCAAAUGUGAGUAAAAAUCGGCGUUGGCGAGUAUAUGAAAUGGUAUCAGUUCCCAGUUGGCCGGUAACAUUUCUAUGAAUUUUAACAACACCAUUUUGUGAGAACAUGAAUGAUGCUCGGAACAGUUGAUGAGGCAGUGCCCUGAGAUUCAAGUGCAAGAAGAUGUGAAAGGGAACUCAAUUCAUUACUCGCGUGCUGUGUGGGAGGUUUAGACAUCUGAAGCGCAUGCCCAGAAAGCUCAAACUUUCAUGCGAAUAUUCUCUUCCAUGUCUUCUUGCACUUGAAUGGACAAAUUCACACAAAAUUAUGUCAAAAACUGUCCUUCUCUGCAUGUAUCCUAGUAAACAUAAUCAUUUAUGUCUUAAACAAACGUAAACAGUGGAGAAAGAAAACACGUGUAUCACUAUACUGGAUCCGUGCAUUCGCUUUUAAAGUGAUAGCACUGAGACUGUCCCCCUCCAAAAAAUGACCCUAUAGGUUGUUUUUUCAAGCACCUUAUUAUGUCCUAUAUUUACGUUUUGAAGUCAUGCACCCUCUAGCUGGCGUAAAAAUAAUGACAGUGUCGUGUUACGUCUGUUGUCAUGAAAUUCCGUAUGACUGUCGUUACCAAUCAAAAUGUGUGUUCAUUUAAAUGCAAUGUGUGGACUUUUUACACGGUCCCUUACAUGCCAUUUGUCCUAUUUCCAUUUAGCAAAACUUGAGUUUGAAUUUUUUGAGUUUGAAUGACUACACCUACCCUAUCCCUACACCUACCCUGAGUGAUUUUUAGUGCAUAUACACUUUAUGAGCACAUGCGUUCCCUGGGAUCGAACCCACAAUCGUACGAUCACAUGAUUGCGUAUAGUUGUAUAUUGCAAUGCUCUACCAAUUGAGCUACGCGAAACCCAAAAUAUGAUGCAGACAAAAGUUCAUCUGCUGCUGUCUGCAUUUUUAAUGUUAAUAAACACUGACUGCUCUUGACUGAAUAAGUUUUGUAACUUUAGUAAGGAUUAAUCUAGGUGCAAUUUAAACAGUGAAGACUAUGCAGUGUUAUAUUGGAUUAGCCUACUUCAUUCAGUUUCUGUACCUGAAAACUACUGUUAGACCUACCUGAAAACCAGUUUAUUUCAUUUGUAUCAUUGUUCUAUUGUAUUUAUUUGUGCUAUUCCUUGUAAUUUAAUUUUGUUCUUAUUUUAUUAUUGACUGUUUACUUGUCUUUAAUAACAUUUAAAAUUUUUAUCUAAAAUUUUGGUGUCAUAACUGCCUGUUUUUGCAAAAAUGUCAGGAAAAAAAAAAAAAAAAAAAAAAUUUACCGGCCAUAAUAUAUAUAUAUAUAUAUAUAUAUAUAUAUAUAUAUUUCAUAAAUUAUAAAUAUUCAAGGUUUUUUUUUUUUUUUUUUUUCGGUCACAAGGUGGUGAACUUUAAAGGCUUAGUUCACCCAAAGAUGAAAAUUCUGUCAUCAUUUAGGCUGUGUCCAUCAAAGUGAUUUUUUUAAAACGGCAGGAGCGUAACGAGGCACUGAGUGUCUAUUUUACGCUGAAUGCUGAGUGCUCUGUGUUUUUUACCGGUCGCCGAGAGUUGGAGAAUUUCAACUUUAGGUAAAAUGCAAGGCUCAUCACUGUCACUUUGUACCCAGCCGUCCAAUCACAGUGAAGGAGAGGCGGGACAAAUACAACACCAACCAACCGCCACGUUCUGCUUGUACAACAUCAACAGAUGACAGCAACAAGCAUAAUAAUGGAACACAAUAAUUUAAAACAAGAGCCAGAGCUAAUGCUUUACAUUGUAUCGACAUAUUAUAUAUAUAAACAAUACAGAAACAAACUAUCUGUGAAAUGAUAGUAACACUUCCGUGGAUAUUCCAUAACAUAGCAAGCAAAGCAUUUCAAUUGAAAAAAAAAGCUGCGCUUCCAAAGUGCUCUCAAGCGCCCACAGCUAUGCGUUUUCAGCAGAGCGCCUAGUGUUUUCAGCUGGCUAAAAACGCUUUGGUGGACACACGGCCUUACUCACCCUCAUUCAUCUGCGAAACACAAAUUAAGAUGUUUUAAUGAAAUCUGAGAGAUUUCUGUCCCUCCACUGACAGUCUACGCAACUACCACUUCAAAAAGUUCAUAAAGAGAUCGUAAAACCAUUGUAAAUCCAUAUAAAUCGAGUGGUUUAGCCUAAAUUUUCUGAAGAGAAAUGAUCACUUUAUAUGAUGAACAGAUUUAAAUUAGGCUUUUAUUCAUUCUUUAUGUCCCAUUCAUUUGUGUUUCGAAGAUGAACGGGAAUGACAUGAGGGUAAUUGAUGACAUUUAUUUAUUAUCACUUUUGAGCUAACCCUUUAAGUAAUCUGGAAAUUUGACCAUAUAUUGUGACCAUAUUAUAAACCAUGUUACCUGAUCAUAAUGUUUUAUUUGUGUUCAUGCAAAAAUAUGAUUUUCUGUAAUAAUUUCUUGUCACAACAAAAGACCAAAACCACAAAUUAAAAUAACUAACUAACUAAUAAAUACGUAAUAUAAAAGGUAUUGCAUAUUGCAAGAAUUAUGUACAGGUGAUACCAUAUAUAUAAUUAUCUUGGUUACUCUGCUUAUUUCUUUGCUUUAAAUAAGUCUUUUACUAAAACCAAGAUGUAAAUACAGCUAUAUGUAUUUAACAUAUUUAGAACUGUACUGCAGUACAACAGUAAUGUGGGACGUUAAAUAUUAUAUUUGCGGUCCCACUUUAUAUUAAGUGUCUUUAACUAUGUACUAACAUUAGAAUUAAUCAUUUGAUACAAUGCACUUGAUGUGUAUAUACAUGUUUUACAUUGUACUUAUAUUUCAAAAAUACCUGCAUGUACAGCUGUAAUUAAUUUCUGUAAUUACAUUUAUAAUUACACUGUUUAUACUUUCCUAAACCUUUAACCCACCCUUAAGCUUAACUAUACCACCAAUCCUGUCCCUAACUUUAUCCGUGUCCACCUCAAUAGCAGCAAAAGUGUUUUGUAAUAUGAACACAAUAAGUACGUUGUAAAGAAUAAUCAACGGCUAGUUGUGCUUUAAACAAUUUUAAUGCAUGACGUGGAGGCAAAGAACUGCCAAAAGCAGUUUUUUGGAUAAGUAAAUAAGUUGAUAAUUGAGUAUGAGAUAUGAAUGUGAAAACUGUACACUGAACACACACACACACACACACACACACAAAUAGUUUUAGAUUGUCUGUUGAAUGUUUUUGUUUUGCAAUAUAUCUGACGUUGUAACAUUACAUAAAAAUGUAAAAAAUAAUGUUUUGUACAUUUCUUUCUUUUUCAUCUCUUUUUUUUACAUGUACAUUCCAUGGGAAUAUUUUGUACUCAUCUACACUGAACAUUCAAGCAGUACAUAUAGUAUAGUUUGGGACUCGUGCAGAAGAACAGUAAAAUAAAAUUAUUAUUAUUUUUUUAAA
Messenger RNA from Ctenopharyngodon idella (grass carp), 5783 nucleotides. RefSeq names its product angiotensin II receptor, type 1b (gene agtr1b). Gene Ontology annotation, cellular component: membrane. Lineage: Eukaryota; Metazoa; Chordata; Actinopteri; Cypriniformes; Xenocyprididae. Gene Ontology annotation, molecular function: angiotensin type II receptor activity. Gene Ontology annotation, biological process: immune response; regulation of vasoconstriction; G protein-coupled receptor signaling pathway. The coding region runs from base 443 to 1522 and encodes 359 amino acids. The record is from RefSeq and is a predicted model, not a curated record. The transcript is spliced from 2 exons.